CGCCAGCUGGAGACAGAUCGCGCCUAUCCUCUCCCCUCUUCCGUCUCUCUGUCGUUCCCAUUCCUCCACUCCGUUAUUCCUUUUAUUCGUCUUCAUUCGAAUCUUUUUUCUCGUCAAGGAGUCAGGAAUAGAAAAAAAAAAAAACAGAGACAGGACAAGACAUUUAUUCAUCGGCAAUUUAAAUCCGACAUAUUCACAGAUCACAAUGUUCCGCCUCUCCGCCCAGUCCACCCGCCAGGCUGUCCAGCGCCUCGCUGUUCAGAUCCGUUACCAGUCCACCAGCUCCUCUGCUGCCGCUUCUAGCAAGAGCGCCAUGCACAUGUCAAUGGCCGCUGCUGGUGUCGCCACUGUUGGCGCUCUUGCCUAUCUAUCGAUGGAAUCUGUUGAUGCCAACAUGGCUGCCGAUGGUCUUCACCCCCCAGCCUACCCCUGGGAGCACAAAAAGAACCUUGUUACCUUUGAUCACGCUGCUAUCCGCCGUGGUUAUCAGGUUUACAAGGAAGUCUGCGCUGCCUGCCACUCACUCGACCGCAUUGCCUGGCGCAACUUGAUCGGUGUCUCCCACACCGAGGCCGAGGUCAAGGCCAUGGCUGAAGAGUUCGAGUACACGGAUGGACCCAACGACGUUGGAGACAUGUUCCAACGCCCUGGAAAGCCUUCGGAUUACAUGCCGCGCCCCUAUGCCAACGAGGAGCAGGCGCGUGCUGGUAACGCCGGUGCCUACCCCCCAGAUCUAUCGUUGAUGAUCAAGGCUCGCCAUGGUGGUGCCGACUACGUCUUCUCUCUCUUGACCGGUUACCAGGAUCCCCCAGCUGGUGUUGAGAUUCGUGAGGGACUUAACUUCAACCCUUACUUCCCUGGCGGUGCUAUUGGUAUGGCUCGUGUCUUGUACGAUGGUUUGGUUGAGUAUGAGGAUGGUACUCCUGCUACGACCUCGCAGAUGGCCAAGGAUGUCACUAUCUUCCUUAGCUGGGCUGCUGAGCCCGAGAUGGAUGAGCGCAAGAUGAUGGGUAUGAAGGCCCUGACUAUUCUGGCGCUCUUGACUGGCCUCUCGAUUUACCUUAAAAGGCACAAAUGGGCAGGCCUCAAGACCCGCAAGAUCCUGUACAACCCCCCUGCACCAAAGAAGCACUGAGAAAGGAAAAGCAUAGACACAAAAAAUAAAAUAUCGUAUAACAUAUUCAGCU
This is a messenger RNA of Gamsiella multidivaricata, 1187 nucleotides long. Its product is annotated as cytochrome Bc1 complex protein. Gene Ontology annotation, molecular function: heme binding; electron transfer activity. Gene Ontology annotation, biological process: mitochondrial electron transport, ubiquinol to cytochrome c. NCBI's taxonomy places the organism in Eukaryota, Fungi, Mortierellomycota, Mortierellomycetes, Mortierellales, Mortierellaceae. The transcript is spliced from 6 exons. The coding region runs from base 206 to 1135 and encodes 309 amino acids. The record is from RefSeq and is a predicted model, not a curated record.